Molecule: messenger RNA, 1104 nt
Organism: Fonsecaea nubica
Lineage: Eukaryota; Fungi; Ascomycota; Eurotiomycetes; Chaetothyriales; Herpotrichiellaceae
Exons: 1
Coding region: 1-1104 (367 amino acids)
Source: RefSeq, a predicted model, not a curated record
AUGUCGACCACAGCCACGGCUACGGCCACGGGUACUGCAGACCGUGACUGCGACUGCGACAAGAAUUGCGACACGCACUUGCACUCGAAGAUGGAAGCCCUAGGCGUGUCGUGCUGGGACUUUGCCUACCCGACGGGGAAAUGCCCCCUGCCGCCGGUCAAGAACUGCAGCUUCGCCUCCACGGAGGCAAAGUCGGCUCCUAGUCCGCGGAGAGCGCGGGGCGAGCGCAGGUUCAAGCACGAGGACCUCGUCACCAGCGGCCGCGCGGGUGGUGCAGAGAUGGUGAUGGUGGCAGCCGCGGCGGUGGUGUCUGGACUAGGACCAGACGACGUGGGGGAUGGUGGACAAUGUCCAUGGCAGAUCUCCACGACGGGCACGAGAUCAAGGUCGCGGUCGCGAACACAACAUCAUCACGAUAGUCAUCAGCAUCACGAUGGUACCAAAACGCACAAGAACGGCACGAGUAAACACCACCACCACCACCACCACCAUCACAAUCACCAGCAACAACCACGCAGCACUACCGCCGAACUACGAACCUACCUCCUCUCCUGCCCGACCAUCCCCUCCAUCACCUACCCGCACACCCACACGACCAUCUCGACCCUGCUCCUCACGCCCCGCACACAACUCGUCCUCCUCGUGCCACAGUCCAACAUCCUCUGCCCCAAGGUGUGCGAGCUGAUGCGCCUGCCCCGCGCAGGCGGCAGCGGGAUCUGCAUACUCCCCGUGCCGCCGGAGAUUGAGAUGCGGGUUGUCACCGACGCCGACACCGACACCAAUCCCGAUCCGAAUACCGCUACCGCCGCCGAACUCGAAUUCGAAUUCGAAUCCGACGGCAAAGUCCAUCUCAAUGGCGCAAGCGACAGCGCGCGCGAGCACAUCUCCACGGCCAUGUCGAUAAUCGACGCCCUCGCCGUCGACGAGGUCGUCGCCAAGAUUCUGAAGAAUACCCCCGCCAGGGCCUUUGACGGGUAUGUCGCGUUCGAGGACGAAAGGGCCGCCUGGACGUUUUUGCACCGCGUCGGGAGGGGCGUCAUGGAUAAGGGGGUGGGGAAGGGUAAGGGCGGUAAGGGCAAAGCGGUUGUGGGGAAGGGGCGGUAA